ACACACACACACACACAUGCCAGCAGUCGGUUAUUAAUCACUACUCAACAUCACUCAUUUGGUUUUUCCUGAUCAUUCAUUUCGGCAAAGUUCCCAAUAUGAAAUGUGUUUUUUUCAGUAAUUUAGCAAACGAGUGAAUCGCAUCUGUGUUUCUGAUAAAUUAAUUAAUUCUACGUUCUGUUUUAAUUGGUGUAAAAGCUUAUUUGGGCCAACCCCAGAAAAUGUUCAGAACUUAAGAAAAUAAAAAUAACAAGAUAAAAGUUGAGAUAAAACUAUUAAAAAACUCAUUUCGUAAUGAAAGCAAAGUCAAAAUGUUAAACUCCUUAAAAAAGUUAUUCCCAGAAGAAAAGUAUUUUUAGAAAAAUAAAAGUCAUUUCUGUUUCUAGAAAGCAGCUGAAAUGUGCAGAAAAUAGUAUUUUGCAAAGGAAGCAGUUUGAAGCGUAAUACUGAAAAAAGCUGGUUCUGUUUUAUACUAUAGGAUUAUUAUAUGUUAUAAAUAAUAACAUAUUUAAUAAAUGACAAACACUAACAGAAGUAGUUUCCUGACUGAGUCUGAGGUGUAGUCUGUACUCUAACGUCCUUCAAAAUAAGAGUCUCAGACUUACACACCAAAUGUGUUUUUAAUUAAAUGAGACCUGCAGCCAGAAUAUCUAGUUAUUCAGGCAAAUCCUUUACAAGUAAGUACGGGGUAUGUGGCAAGAUCAUUUCCCUGUUUAUUAAAACCUAUUUUAGGUACAAAGUGGUGGCUUUUUAGGAUUUUACUCUGUUUAGUUUUUGGUGCGUUUUAUCCCAGAAUAAAAACUAUAAUCCAGGGAUACUAUUUGGAAUUUUUCUUCGUUUUCAACAAACAACACGUAAUAUUUUAAAAGUCUCUAUUACAUUAUUUUAUUGCCUAGGAAAGGCUGUGAAGACGACCACUGUAGAAGAUGAACAUGCAGCCUAAACGAGACAGUUAUAAGCUUUGCUUUAUCGUUGACCGUGUCUAGCUUGAAAUUUGCCUUUUUUUCCUAAAUUACUUUUCUAUUGCUUUCAAAUACUUCAAUACUUUAAUUACUUUAAUAAUUUAAUACUUUUCAAAUACUUCUGUAUUUUUAAUUAACACUAAAUAACCACAGACAGCAAAAAAAGAUGUACGACAGUUGGACUUGAUCUUAAGGAGAAGACGAGCAGUGUGUGUGUGUGUGUGUGUGUGUGUGUGUGUGUGUGUGUGUGUGUGUUACAGGCAGAAUUAUUCUGUACAAGUGAUGACACCUAGCAUGUCAGCCUUCCAACAGACUGUCGACCACCUGUCGAGUGGAGAUAAAGUCCUCCUUAGUGUAACCGCUGUGGCCAAUGAAACCCUUCUGGGAGACACCGUCACUACGGUCUCGUACACUACUCCUUUACGGGUCUUUAACCUGAUGCUAACCUCAAAUGACAGCUCCAUCCGUGCGUCCUGGAACUACACUAAAAACAUCACAAAUAGUAAUGGCUACUUCCGCACAGAGCUUCAGUUAGUAGGAAGCCCCACCUAUCAACAGAUGAAACACACUACGGAUAAAUGCAUCACGUUCACUGGCCUUCAGACUGCAGCUAAUUACACAGUAACUGUCUACGCUGUCAGUGGAGACCUCACAAGCCCACCAGUGUUUGACUUCAAGCUGACACUGCCCAAGCCUCCUACUAAUGCCAUGGUCAGAUCCACAUCGACCAACUCCAUCACCUUUGCAUGGACCCCGCCCGACAACGUGGCUGAUAACGUUGUGUACAAAGUCUUUAUUCAGUCUGGAUUCUGGAAUUAUUCGAAGAAUGACCUUGUGUCAAAUCAAAACAACUACACGUUUGCAGCCUUGAAAUCAGGGACCAACUACAGUUUUUCUGUCUUAAUCGUUACGGCAACGGACACCAGCGAACGAGCGGAGUGUACGGGGAGGACAGAUUCAGUUAAAACUGUGGUCAGCCUGUCAUUGCUGUGCUCCUCAAGCACUGCUCUCCACUGUGAUGAUCCUAAAACAAGAGCAGGUGUUUUAGCCAAGUUGAGGGAGCAUUUGGGACACUGGCUGGGACAGGAUAUCAGUUGGAGCCUCGAGCAGUCGACAUCCCCAAACACAUGAGACAACAAAUGUUUUGAAAGAUAAAAAGAACUCAAAACGCAUUUGAUUUACAAGCAACAGACAUGAAACCUUUCCAACUACACAAGGCCAAAAGCCUUUUUUUUUAAAAAAAAAAAAAACAGAUAACGAUCAGCCUGGUCCGGAGCAUACAGGUGUGUGUGUUAGCUCCUGACAUCGACACCAAUCAUAGAGGACAUUUAUUUCCCAACAAUUUGUUUAUUUUAUGGGAUUUUAUCUUAGGAUUUUCCUGACAACCUCACCAAUGAGGUCAGAUUGCACAAAAUCCAGAGAAACUGUAAAAUCCUACUGAUUCCAAAGUCCUUGAACAGCACUCGUUUCUGCACAUUUUGCUUCCUCCACUUUUUGUGGUUUGUCUUUUUGUUUUUACCAGGGACCUAAUUAAGCCAGUCCCAUUCAUGUAACGAUGAUGAGUAGUACAUGAAUAAAUGCCAAAGAUGGUAAAACUUUACAGCAAUGGUUCCUUUUUUAAUAUUACUGCAUUAUUAAUCAUUAGUGAACAAAUGAUCCAUUUAUUAACAUUAUUGUUAACUAUUAAGUGUUAGGACAAUGGGCCAGGGGGUGUCUGCUUAGUAAUGCAUUACGUGAUAUGGUUAAGCAGUUGUUAAUACUUUAUUUAAUAGUUUAUUAAUGCUUAAUAAUGCAUUAAGUAAUGUUAAUAAAGGGAUCCUUAUUGUGAAGUGUUACCACCAAAGAAUUCUGCUUGACAAAUAAUAUCAUGUUACAAAAACGUGUCCUUGGGUUUUCAUAAGAUGGUCUUUGAUGCAAUCAUCAUUUCUACUUAUUUUUACUGAAAUAAGGUAGAAAUGUAUGUAAAUGCUGCGAUGGACUGGCUCUCUGUCCAGGGUGGACCCCGCCUGAUUGCCCAUUGACCGCUGGAGAUAGGCACCAGCCCCCCGCGACCCUACGUGGACAAGCAGGUUCAGACAA
Messenger RNA from Nothobranchius furzeri (turquoise killifish), 3041 nucleotides. RefSeq names its product tenascin-R. The record is from RefSeq and is a predicted model, not a curated record. NCBI's taxonomy places the organism in Eukaryota, Metazoa, Chordata, Actinopteri, Cyprinodontiformes, Nothobranchiidae. Gene Ontology annotation, molecular function: protein binding.